Apiotrichum porosum is the source of this 3801-nucleotide messenger RNA. It is a transcript of the gene SIN3, whose product is annotated as Transcriptional regulatory protein sin3. Lineage: Eukaryota; Fungi; Basidiomycota; Tremellomycetes; Trichosporonales; Trichosporonaceae. The transcript has 5 exons. Gene Ontology annotation, cellular component: Sin3-type complex; chromatin. The record is from RefSeq and is a predicted model, not a curated record. Gene Ontology annotation, molecular function: transcription corepressor activity. The coding region runs from base 1 to 3801 and encodes 1266 amino acids. Gene Ontology annotation, biological process: negative regulation of transcription by RNA polymerase II.
AUGUCCAACCCCCCGCAAUCGGGCCAACCAGGCGGGUCAUGGACCAACCGUGACCAGGCUGGUUACAGGCCACUCAACGUGCGCGACGCGUUGAGCUACCUCGACCAGGUCAAGAUUCAAUUCGCCGACCAGCCAGAGGUGUACAACCGCUUCCUCGAUGUCAUGAAGGAGUUCAAGGGCCAGGUGAUUGACACUCCGGGCGUCAUUGACCGCGUGUCGACCCUCUUCCGCGGCCACCCGUCGCUCAUCCAAGGCUUCAACACCUUCCUUCCUCCCGGAUACCGCAUCGAGUGCUACGGCAACGAGGGUGACGUCGGUGGCCUGAUCACCGUCACGACUCCCACCGGUACUGUGAGCCAGGUUCCCGGCGGCCUGGCAGCGGCCAUGGACCAGCGCGACCGCGAGCAGCGUGAGGCUGCUGCCGCUGCAUCAGCAGCUGCCGCCGCCGCUGCCGCUGAACCUCCGGCCGCAAACUCGCCCUACCAGCAGCCCCCCGCUGCCCCGGCCUCGCAGCACUCGACUGCCUACCCCAGCCAGCGCGCCCCGACCCAACCCCCGGCUGCCCAGCCUCCGUCGCGCACAGCGGCCGCUCCCCCUCCCGUCAGCAUGCCCCCCCAGCACCCGUUGCCUGCCUCGGGCCCAUCCACCCCCGGCGCCGCCCAGUUCCUCGCGUCUGGUCUCCACAACCAGACCCAGUCGUCGGCUCCUGCUGCCAACUCGGGUGGCCGCGCGCCCAUCCUCGAGUUCAACCACGCCAUUUCGUUUGUGAACAAGAUCAAGAACCGCUUCAACUCGGAGCCUGAGACGUACAAGAACUUCCUGGAGAUCCUCCAGACGUACCAGCGCGACCAGAAGAUUGAGGAGGUUUAUGAGCAGGUCAUCGACCUCUUCAAGCACGCCCCGGACCUCCUUGCUGAGUUUAAGCAGUUCCUGCCCGAGAGCGGUGGUUUCGGCUUUGGCUCGUUUGUCCAGGCGGCUGCCGGUGGAACCCAGCCUGCUCCUCCAGUCGCUGGCCAGAAGCGCAAGGAUGCCAAGGAUGCGCCGCCCAAGAAGCGCAGCCGUCCCGCUGAGAAGACGGCCGCCGCAAGGAAGAAGAAGGCGGACAGCCCCGUCGAGGACGAGCCCGUCGUCUCGACAUCUGCGCCCCAGACCCUUGCGUCGCCCGAGGAGGUUGCGUUCUUUGACAAGGUCAAGAAGUAUAUCGACGACAAGGUCACCUACCACGAGUUCCUCAAGCUCAUCAACCUGUUCACCCAGGACAUUAUUGACGCCAAGGUUCUCCUUGACCGUGCCUCGCAGUUUAUUGGCGACUCGGGCGAGGUCUGGCAGACCUUUAAGCGCAUGGUCGGCGCCGACGACCUCGGCCACAUAGGCCACGCUACGCAGGCCCAGAGCGGCUUUGGCUUUGGUGGCAUGAUCAACAUUGACAACACAAUGUCCGAGAACACGCCCAUGCUGGAGCGUGUCAGGCCCGAGCUUUCGAACCCGCGUGUCAAGGCCUACGGCCCCAGCUACCGCAAGCUCCCCUCGACCGAGAUCAACCUCAACUGCACUGGUCGCGACGCCAUGUGCUGGGAGGUGCUCAACGACGAGUGGGUCUCGCACCCCACCUGGGCCGCCGAGGAUGCCGCGCCCUUCCUUGCCCACCGCAAGAACGCCUACGAGGAGGCCCUCCACAAGUCGGAGGAAGAGCGCCACGAGUACGACUUCCACAUCGAGGCCAACCUCCGUACCAUUGCCCUCCUCGAGCCCCUCAACAACAAGAUCCAGACCAUGGACCCCGAGGAGCGCGCACACUUCAACCUCAAGGCCGGUCUCGGCGGUCACAGCCGCUCGAUCUACCAGCGUAUCAUCAAAAAGGUGUACGGCAAGGAGCUUGGUCCCGACAUUAUCCGUGCCCUCCACGAGAACCCCGUUGUCGCCCUGCCCAUUGUUCUCGAGCGCCUGAAGGCCAAGGACGAGGAGUGGAAGAAGGCCCAGCGCGAGUGGAACCGUGUCUGGCGCGAGCAGGAUGCCAAGAACUUUUACAAGGCUCUGGACCACCAGGGUGUCGUGUUCAAGUCUGCCGACAAGAAGACUCUUGCUGCCAAGAGUCUUAUUGCCGAGAUUGAGGCUCGCCGCCGUGAGCAGACCAACCAGCGCAACGCUCUUCUGCACCCGCGUGCUUCGCCCCGUGCCCGCCACCAGUUCACGUUCGAGUUCAAGGACAUUGAGGUCCUCAAGGACGCCCUCAAGCUCAUCUUUGGUUACCUUGACCGUGUCCCCAACGUCAACGCCACGGACAAGGAGCGCAUCGAGAUGCAGAUCCGCGACUUUAUCCCCACCUUCUUCAUGUACGACAAGGAUGAGUUUGACGCCGACUUUGGAGACGCCGAGCACGGCAGCGAGGACGAGUCGAACGGUGUCGACUCUGACGGUGACGCCAGCAUGGCCGACGAGGACGAGUCGUCUACCGCCAAGAAGAAGAAGGCCUCGCAGCCUUCGCUGCGCAAGCAGCUUCUCAAGGCCGCCGGCGAAAAGGAGGGCCGCAACAAGCGCGAGGGCACUGGCACCCCGGGCAUGGAUGACGCUGCCGAUUCUGUUGACGGUACCGACCGCGGCGAGACCCCCAUCCCUCCGCCUGCCGACCCCGAGGCUGUUGCCGAGGCUGUCGAAAAGGACAAGGUCGGCGCCGAGGCUUCGGAGCAGACCUGGGUCCAGAUCGACACCUUGGACAAGGAGCGUGACUCUGCUUCGGACGCCGACGCCGAGCCCAGGCCCAAGCCUACCCGCACGGGCAACUUCUUUGCUAACAACCACUUUUACGUGUUUAUCCGUCUUGUUCAGAUCCUCUACUCGCGUCUCCUUUUGUGCAAGACUGUCGCGUUGAGGCUUUCGGAGCAGAAGAAGCAGCCCAUCAACCCGGUCGCCAUCAAGCUUGGGCUUGCCGAGCCCGCGACGCAAAACUUUGGCGUGGAGAAUGGCGAAAACCCCAGCCGUCACUACUAUGACCACCUGCUCGCCCUUGCCGAGCGCCUGUUCGACAACGACAUUGACGCCCCCACCUACGAGGAGACUCUGCGUCUCAUGUUUGGCAACAAGGCGUACACCAUGUUCACCGUUGACCGUGUGAUUGGCGCCAUUGUCAAGCAGGCCCAGACCAUCCUUGGCGACAUGAAGAGCCAGGAGCUCUUGAGCCUGCUGCACCGUGACCGCAUCUCGGAGCGCACGACCACUCGCCAGCAGAUUGCCUACCGCAUGAACGCUGAAAACGUCCUCGGCCCCGACGAGAACCUCUACCGCAUCGAGUACAUUCCUCGUUCGGAAAUGGCCGCUGUGCAGCUGCUUGCUCGCGAGGACCUGACCGUCGACGACGCCGAGACUGCCGAGCAGAGCUGGCGCCAGUACAUUGACAGCUACGUCUUGACGCACGCGACCGAAGGCCUGCCGCACCGCGUCGAGCAGCCCCUGCUCAACAGGACACUGGGCGACAUGUCCGAGGACAUUAGCGAGGGCGCGUUCCAGACCAACAGCGGCCUCCAGUUCCGCGUCGCGCUGGGCAACUACCGGCUAUUCUACACCCCGGGCACCGAGGACUUUUUCCACCGGAGGAGGCCCGCGACCGAGCUGGCCGCGCAGGACGCGCAGGAGAAGCGCUUCAUCGAGGCCGCCGCCAAGCGCCUCGACGAGUGGGUCAGCAAGGCCGAGGUCGAGCAGGAGGACGAGGCCGAGGAGCCCGCCGCCGCCGCCGCCGCCGUCGACGCUGCUGCUGCCGCUGCCCCUGCCGAGGCACCUGCCGUUGCCGUCGAGGCGACCGAAUAG